CGGAAGUAAGUUUUUCGCCAGCUGCUAAAUGUCACAUGCUACAUAUGCAGAAUCAUCUGACUGUGUAAUGAUGCUCACAGUUUAUGAUCUGACGGUCAGAGGCUCGUCUUCGCCGAAUUGACUGCAGCUACAUCAUGGCGGAGCAUUUCCACCUGAACACACCACUGCUGGAGAGCGUCAGCAUGUCCAGACGGGCGGGAACCCCUGUCUUUUUAAAGAUGGAGAAUUCACAGCCCUCUGGCUCCUUCAAGAUCCGAGGCAUCGGACACCUCUGUCAGCAGCUCGGCACAAAGUCCAAAGGAGUGGUCUGUUCUUCAGGUGGUAAUGCAGGUAUGGCCGCUGCAUACGUAGCAAGAAAAAUGGGUGUACCAGCCACCAUCGUGGUUCCCUCCUCUUCCCCUCCGACGGUCAUUCAGAAACUAAAGGACCAGGGGGCUGCAGUCCAGAUUGUAGGGAAGGUUUGGGAUGACGCCAACGCAGAAGCUCUCAGACUGACAGAAACUGAAGGACUCACUUAUGUUCCUCCGUUCGAUCACCCCCUGCUGUGGCAGGGCCACGCCAGCGUGAUCUCAGAGGUUGCGGCCUCACUGGGCCCCAGUGGGAAGCCUGGAGCCGUGGUGUUGUCUGUGGGCGGAGGAGGGCUCCUGUGUGGAGUCGUCCAGGGCCUGAAGGACGUCGGCUGGACGGAGGUGCCGAUCGUCGCAAUGGAGACAGUGGGCGCAGACUGUUUCAACGCCGCUGUUAAGGCAGGGAGGAGGGUCACUUUGGAUGACAUCACCAGCGAGGCCAAAUGUCUCGGAGCAAAGACGGUGUGCGAGCAGGCCUUUAAGUACAGUCAGUGCAAGGAGCUGAAGAUCAUCUCGGAGCUGGUGACAGACCAGCAGGCCCUGCACGCCGUGGAAACCUUCCUGGAUGAGGAGCGUGUGCUGGUGGAGAUGGCGUGUGGAGCAGCACUAGCAGCAGUCUACAGUGGACUUCUACACAGGUUACAGGAUGAAGGUCGCCUUCCGACCCCCCUGGGCCCCCUGCUGGUGAUCGUGUGUGGCGGCAGCAGCGUGGACAUGGAGCAACUGACCAACCUCAGAAACAAACUACAGACCUAAGCUGCUGAAUGCUAC
Messenger RNA from Pleuronectes platessa (European plaice), 1118 nucleotides. It is a transcript of the gene sdsl, whose product is annotated as serine dehydratase-like. Gene Ontology annotation, biological process: L-threonine catabolic process; L-serine catabolic process. The transcript is spliced from 9 exons. Gene Ontology annotation, molecular function: threonine deaminase activity; L-serine ammonia-lyase activity; pyridoxal phosphate binding. NCBI's taxonomy places the organism in Eukaryota, Metazoa, Chordata, Actinopteri, Pleuronectiformes, Pleuronectidae. Bases 135 to 1103 code for a protein of 322 amino acids. The record is from RefSeq and is a predicted model, not a curated record.